GAGGAGAAGGAAGACAAAGAAGGCCGUUAUUCAUAAAAUGAUGCAUCCUGUUGCCAGCAGUAAUCCAGCUUUUUGUGGACCUGGCAAACCUUCCUGCCUCAAUGAAGAUGCCAUGAGAGCUGCUGAUCAGUUUGACAUAUAUUCCUCCCAGCAAAACAAAUACAGCCACACAGUCAGCCACAAACCAAUGGUUUGUCAGAGGCAAGACCCAUUAAAUGAAACACACUUGCAGACUGCAGGUGGCAGAAGCAUAGAGAUAAAAGAUGAACUAAAGAAAAAGAAAAAUCUCAACCGAUCUGGUAAGCGUGGCCGGCCUUCAGGAACCACCAAAUCAGCAGGAUACCGGACCAGCACAGGCAGACCCCUGGGAACCACCAAAGCGGCUGGAUUUAAAACAAGCCCAGGCAGACCUUUGGGUACAACUAAAGCUGCAGGAUACAAAGUCAGCCCAGGGAGACCUCCAGGAAAAAAGCAGCAAGCCUUCAGGUGUUCCAGCCAUGCCAGACACAAAGAGCUGGACUUUAUGCUGCUCUUUACAGUAAGAGGUGUUGCAUUUUAUGUGGGGACCGUGUGCGCACUGGCUUCUAAGACAGUGACCUCAACAAUUUUAGCUUUGCACAAACCAUAGAGAGCAAUGUUGGAUGACUACAUAAUUAGUUGUAACAUUCUGGCAGCUAAAUUGCUAUAACAGUUUCUUCUUGCAGAAGCUUAAAAUACAAAACUUUUAAUAUGAAUCUACUUAGAACAGUAUAACUUCUGACACACACAGAUGCUUACAUCUCUAUUCAUAUGUUCAUCCAUCCACUUUUAUCAUGUAUUUGUCGUUCAGUUGUUUCCAAAGAUGAAGUUUUAGCAGUUGGCUGCUUAGAAGUCCUCCUUUGAAUUCCUGAAAGCAGUUGUUAACUUUAAUGUUCUCCCAUAGAAUUACAUGUAUCAUAAUCAAGGGUGUGAUUGUGUAUUGUGUUUCAGAGUGUGCCCACUUGAUGUUUUCCUUUCAGUUUUAUUUUCUUUCCUGAUUUUGUUGAACAUGCCCUCUCUCCCUGCAUUUUCCUACAUUUGUUCCCCUCCGGGGUCUCCAUCCUCCAGCACAUCUACUCAGUGGUGCUGUGCUGUGUGUCAGAAGAUAAAGCAGAUGAAUUGUAUGAAGAAUCUCAUAUACAAGUUAAUGAAUGGUGAGAUCAACUAAAGGAAGUUAUGUCCAUAACAGUGUUUUAUUAAUAUCAGGAUCUAUGUUCCAGGAAAAAAAAGUGAUUGGAUAACCCCAUUUAGAAAGCUGAAUUUUCUGUUUUAUGAGAAGUUAUCUGGAGUAUUAGAUCUGUAUGCUGAGGAGCAUCUUCUUAUUCUAUUUCCUUUUAUCCUUGUGAACAGUUUAUUGGUGCCAUGUUGAAGAGAAAGACAUCCAAGUGAUAACAUGAAUGAAGUCUUAACAUAGAAAAUAUUUUUACUUCUCUACAAAGACUAUGUUGUGCAUCUUUUGUAACACUGUCUCUUGUCAUGAUAAACACUGAAAUAGCAUGUUAAACAAUUCCUUAUACUUUAAUAUAAUCAGCUGGGGAAAACUGGCUUUUCCCCCCCACUGUGUACUUGUUCCUUGAAAGGUAAAUUGCUAAUUUUAUAUUGUGUAAUUCUGUUAUUCACAAAAUAGGUUUCACUAUUCUAUAU
Molecule: messenger RNA, 1662 nt
Organism: Budorcas taxicolor (takin)
Lineage: Eukaryota; Metazoa; Chordata; Mammalia; Artiodactyla; Bovidae
Gene: C7H5orf24
Product: chromosome 7 C5orf24 homolog
Exons: 3
Coding region: 38-628 (196 amino acids)
Source: RefSeq, a predicted model, not a curated record